GGUCUCGCGGAGGGAUAAAGCGGCGCGAGCUGUGGCUGAGCGAAAAACUUCUGUGCGCGCGCUGCAGCUGGGACGCGCACAACAACAACCAUAACAACAACAACAACAACAACAAGAGCAACUUACAGCUCGGUUAUGCAGAAAGAGCUGAAACACACACACGCACACUUUAACCGGCUGAACGCGAACAUGAACGGAGAACGGACACGGCGCGAGCCGGAGUGUGUGUCCGCGCACUGAGUUCAGAUCCAACACAUCCCCGCGUGCGCGCUCUCACCAUCAUCAUUAUCAUAAUAAUACAGAUUAAAAAUAGCAGCCCCAGAGCUUCUCAGGACUACUGCCCGGUGGAUUUCUCUUUCCUUUCUCCAGCUCGGUUAACGUUCCGGGACGGGUGAAGCUGAGCGCGCGCGCGCGGGCGCCGGGAUGGUGCAGAAAGCGAGCGGCGCGGAGAGCUGUGACUCCGGGGCGGCGGACGCGGAUCUGUCAGCCGCGAGCCCCGGACCCGAGAAGCUGGUGGACCCGGGCUGGUGUAAGACCCCCAGCGGACACAUCAAACGGCCCAUGAACGCGUUCAUGGUUUGGUCUCAGAUCGAGAGGCGGAAGAUCAUGGGACAGUCUCCCGACAUGCACAACGCGGAGAUCUCCAAGCGGCUCGGCAAGCGCUGGAAGCUGCUCAAGGACACCGACAAGAUCCCGUUCAUCCGCGAGGCAGAGCGCCUGCGCCUCAAGCACAUGGCCGACUACCCGGACUACAAGUACCGGCCGCGGAAAAAGGCCAAGUCGAGCGGGGGCUCCAAGACCGGGGAGAAGGCGGGCGGGGGGCCCGGAGCCCCGCUGAAGGCGCACUCCAGAAAGAGCGGAAACUCCAAACCGGGCAGCGCCAAGGCGCACAGGACGGCGCACAGAGCCGCGCCGCAGGAACCGGCGGACCACCACGCGCUCUACAAGUCCAGCAAGUCGGACAAGAAACCCAAAAGAGUGUACGUGUUCGGGACCGGAGGGGGAGGCGGGGGAAGUGUUCCCGCGAGCCCGACCCUGAGCAGCAGCUCCACCGAGUUCAGCGACACGCAGAGUCUGUACGAGGACUCGCACCGCGCCUUCCGCGCGCCCUCGCCUGCUCCCUCCGCCUCGCGCUCAUCCCAGUCCUCAUCCUCAUCCUCUUCUUCAUCCGAUGAGGAGUUUGAGGACGACAUGGCGGAGGUUCGGCGUCGCGCGAGCCCCGGAUUCGACAGCACGUCUCUGGGCAGCUUCGGCUCCUCUUCCUCCUCUUCCGCGUCCUCGUGCUCACCGGGACUCGACCGCGACUGGGACUCGAGCUUCGAGUCGUGCGCGGGUUCUCACUUCGACUUCCCCGAUUACUGCACGCCCGAGGUGACCGAGAUGAUCUCCCGGGACUGGCUCGAGUCGACCAUCUCCAACCUCGUGUUCACGUACUGAAGGAGCGCGAGCGCGCGGGACUGGAACUCACAAACAAACCGAUCAGCAGUGCAGGGGAAUGGAACUCAUCUCAUUCAAAGAAAGAGAGAAUUUCAGGAGAACUGUUUCACACGAAGUUGCAUUGAGACUCUGAAAUGAAAUGCGCAACAAAAGAACAACAACAACAACCCCAAGGUAAAAUUGCGUUUUUAUUGAAAAAAAAAAAGAGAUGAAGAAAGGAGCGGAGGCGCGCGCGCGCUGGGGCACUGAGCUGCAUUGAUUGGCAUCAGAGCUCCAGUGCAAACAUCAACAAGUUCCGCGCAUUGUGGUGAGAAGAACAUUUAAAAAAAAAGUGAGAGAUGAGAGGCGGAGUUGCAGAGGCGCGUGCCUGGGCAAGAAAAAAAAACAAGAAGAAGAAGAAGAAGGGAUUUUGUUUUUGAGCUGCAGCAGGACUGGAGGAGCUGCAAGUGUCUGCAGGGUGAGGAGAGGAAGAGGAAGAAGGAGACACAUCCAUGUCCGUGCGCGCGAAGGAAAAACCAACAACAAGAUGCAAAAAAUAAAAUAAAAUUCAGAACUGGAAAACUUAUUUGAUUUGCACGAGACGCUGUUUUCAGUCAUCUUUUUUUUUAAAAAGAAAGAAAAACAAAAAGGACAACAUUGCGACAACCACGUGACUUUUUAAUGGUACAGAGAUGGUGUGUUGGGGUCCCGGGUGUGAGGGAGAGGAUUUCUGACCCAGUGGGAGACUGUCGGGCUUUAAACAUCCCUUUAUUCAAAAAAGAAAGGAAACUAAAGGAAGGCAGGAGUGUGUGUGUGUGUGUGUGUGUGUGUGGCGGUGUUUUGUGGAACACUUCACUAGCAGUAGGUUUAUGUCCAGGCUAGAUGGCGCCAUGUUUGACUUCAAAUAAAUUAAAUAAAUUAAAUAAAUAAAAUCACCAGCUGUUUUCAUUCUGAACUUCAGGAUUCAGUCUCAGAUCUGUGCUGAACUUUUUUAAGGAAUCAGGACCAAAACUCUCCUGUUUGUUUUUUAUACUCUUGUCCAUCAUCGUGUGUUUGUUUGUUUGUUUGUUUUUCAGAUGCCAUUUUUAUAUCUAUCUAUAUAUAUGAGGAUGUAUUUAUAUACCGGCCAAGCAUUGCUUUUUUUAAAAUCAAGUUUUGUUUGUUUGUUUGUUUGUUGGUUCACAUUCCUUCUCCCAAAAAGAAGGGCUAGAGUUUUUCCAUUUUUUUAAUAUUUAAAUGUAGACUUUUUUGGAGAAAAAGAGAGCGUUUGAUUAUUUUCUCAGUGUAUUUUUGUACAAAUCUAUAUUUAAAAAAAAGAAAAAACAAAAAGAAAGAGGAAAAAAGGGGGCGUGGCGAUUUGAUGAUUUGUGUACCAGCUUUUUUCCAGCUUUUUUCUCCUUUUUUUUUAUUCGAGGUGGGUCAGUUAAAGCAAAAUCAACCUCCUGUCUGUGUUUACAGCUCCUCUCUCUCUCUCUCUCUCUCUCUCUCUCUCUCUCUCUCUCUCUCUCUCUAUUCUGUCUUUCUCUCCAUCCUGUCUCUCUCCAUUUUCUCUUUCUCCAUUCUGUCUCUCUCUCUCUCCAUCCUGUCUGUCUCUCUCCAUCCUGUCUCUCUUUUCUCUCUCUCUCUCUCUCUCUCUCUCUCUCUCUCUCUCUCACACACACACACACACACACACACACACACACACACACACACA
Molecule: messenger RNA, 3112 nt
Organism: Neoarius graeffei (lesser salmon catfish)
Lineage: Eukaryota; Metazoa; Chordata; Actinopteri; Siluriformes; Ariidae
Gene: sox4b
Product: SRY-box transcription factor 4b
Exons: 1
Coding region: 424-1437 (337 amino acids)
Biological process (GO): neuron differentiation; negative regulation of transcription by RNA polymerase II; anatomical structure morphogenesis
Molecular function (GO): RNA polymerase II cis-regulatory region sequence-specific DNA binding; DNA-binding transcription activator activity, RNA polymerase II-specific
Source: RefSeq, a predicted model, not a curated record